Messenger RNA from Centruroides sculpturatus (bark scorpion), 1410 nucleotides. RefSeq lists its product as uncharacterized. The transcript has a single exon. Lineage: Eukaryota; Metazoa; Arthropoda; Arachnida; Scorpiones; Buthidae. The record is from RefSeq and is a predicted model, not a curated record. Bases 1 to 1410 code for a protein of 469 amino acids. Gene Ontology annotation, molecular function: nucleic acid binding; RNA-DNA hybrid ribonuclease activity. Gene Ontology annotation, biological process: DNA replication, removal of RNA primer.
AUGGUGGUCUCGAAAGCAACUAAGGCAUCAAACGCCCUUUUUUCUAUCGCUAAGAAUACCUGGGGCAUUGGAUACAAAGCAGCCAAAUACAUUUAUCUAGGAGCAAUUGAACCUAUUUUGCUCUAUGCGGCUCCGAUCUGGGCGGAGGCUGCACAGAAGGUUCACAUUCAAAGGAAGCUUUCUAAGGCCCAGCGCAUUGCAGCUCUUAGGAUCUGCAGGGCUUACCGGACGGCCCCGACCUCUGCCCUUCUGGUCAUUGCUGGUCUGCUUCCUGUCCACAUAAAAGCCAAAAUGGCAGCCAGGAUCUGGAACAUUAACAACUUAGGCACCAGCAACUACCUCUGCAACACCAAUAAGAAUAAUACUAUGCUUUCUGAUCUCCCUGAGCAAGUAAAGGAAGAUAUCAAAUCCUACGGUAUUGAGGUGAAGGAUGCUAACUCUAAUAUGACGGUAGGCUACCCUACCAUCAGUAGUUACACCCUUCCUCAUGAUGAUACCUGUGACAUCUCCAUCUACACCGAUGGGUCCAAGAACAACGAGAAUGUGGGGGCAGCGUUUGUUCUUAUUAACCAUCAAAACGGCGACACUCAUAAGUCUGCCUUCAAAUUAGGUCCUCAUUGUUCCGUCCCCCAAGCGGAAAUACUUGCUAUUACUAAGGCAAUCGACUACGUUUUCACCGAUUGGUUCCCCCGUAACAAAACCAUCAUCGUUUAUACCGAUAGCAUCACUGCCAUCCACUACAUUACUGGCCUCCGACGCAGAGGCGAUAACGUUCUUCGAAUCCACCGUCAUCUUGCCUCUAAUACGCACAACCACAAUGUACAUUUUAAAUGGGUACGUGGCCACUCGGGUGUAGCAGGCAACGAAGCCGCCGACAGCCUCGCUAAAUCCGCCGCAGCCUCCUCCCUCCCGUCUAGCUACGACAAAAUCCCACCUUCUAAAAUUAAGUACUGGAACUUCCAGCUUGCAAUCCACCAAUGGCAACAGGAAUGGGAUAGCAGCAUCACCGGCAGGACGACUUUCAACUUCAUCCCUAACAUCACCCAGCGCCUUCAGUGGAGACACUUCUCUCCUUCUUUCGCUAUGACCCAGUUGCUUACUGGUCACGGCAACUUCAAGGCAUACUUAAAAAGAUUUCAUAUUCUAGAAGACAACAUCUGUCAGUGUGAUGGCACUUCCAUCCAGGACAGCAGUCACUUCCUCUUUGACUGUACGCUGUUCAACCAGAACCGUGACAUUCUUAUUGGCAGUGUACUCUAUGCUGGCUUCAACUGGCCCUGUCCUUUUAACGUCUUCCUUGAAAACAAGGACAUUUAUUAUAAGCUAGCAGACUUCCUCUCAGCGACGGCAGCACUGAAUCCAGCGAGCAGUCUACACAUCGCAAACAACAGUGUUCGAAAUCCUGAUUGA